AUGAUUUCAAGCUUCCGAGCUUUUGCGGCCUAUCUGCUGGUCUCCGAAGAGCUCUGCAACGAUACAGACUGCGUUAUUUGUCUGUGUAAGAUCCAAAGAGGAAAGAAGACUGAUGGUCUGAGAUGCAGGCACGUGUUCCACAAGCAAUGCUUUGCUGAAUGGGUGAGGAAGAGCAAAGGCGCAACUUGUCCUCUCUGUAGAGUUAGUGUGGUGGGCGACGGCGGCUUGACGGCGGCGGACGGUGGCGGAGGAGAUGGAGGGGUUAUCGGAAGCGGAGAUUUCAUUGUUGUAUCUCCAUUUGGUGUUCUGCGGUGUGAGUGGAGAUUGUCAGCGGCGGGUGGAGGCGUUGACGGUGGCAAGUUGUGGGUCGAUGCCGGAGGGGACAAUUAG
Messenger RNA from Phalaenopsis equestris, 390 nucleotides. Its product is annotated as E3 ubiquitin-protein ligase RHA1B-like. The transcript has 2 exons. NCBI's taxonomy places the organism in Eukaryota, Viridiplantae, Streptophyta, Magnoliopsida, Asparagales, Orchidaceae. Bases 1 to 390 code for a protein of 129 amino acids. The record is from RefSeq and is a predicted model, not a curated record.